AUGUCGUACUGGGAACUAGUUGUCCAAGAUGGCGGACGCAAGUGGAGGAGAGACACAAGAAAAGGAUAUUUUGGAGAAUUUGAACGCCUUUCUGUCAGGGUGUGGGGAGAGCAAGCCGCCUUCAACUGUGAGCAGCAUUGAUAAGAUACAAUGCGCUAUAGUUUUGCUUCAGUCCCUUCCGUGUGCCAGGCAUGCUGUAUUGGAGCAGCUUUGUGGAGCGUUCCACGAAUCGAUGAACAAAUUUAUGGUCGAAAUGGAAAGAAAAGCACAACUUGGAGGGUCUGGGAGUUUACCAGAAGUUGUAGAUGCAGACCUUGACAAUGCUUUACAUAGUAUCUGUGAUGUUGUGAGUGAAUUUGUCAAUACCAAUCCAUCAUCAUGGGCUCUACUUAUUUGUGAGUGGUGUCUGAACUUGCUUGGUGACUUGAUAUCCAAAUUCGACCAAAAAAGAGGUGUCAGUCUCACAUUGUCAUUCAGUGAGGGCUUUCAUAAGUGGAUGCUGUUUCCUCCAGUUCARAUGUUGAUGGGAAUAGGCACAUUGUGUUGCUCAAAACUUGUGGUUACUGAUCCAGAUAACUGUAUGGAAGCACUAUURCAAAUCUCCAUGAAGUACUCACCACACCUUGAUUGGGUUGUUGCACAUAUUGUAUCCCACUUUCACGAUAUUAUUAUCAAGAAACUUCUAAACACUGCCUUGAGAGACUAUGCUAAGACUCUGGGAGAUGAGAGUGAAGAAAAGUCUUUAUUAGUCUCAACUAUUGUCCAAGUCUUGGGGUAUUUGUCUAUCCAAUUUGCAGCUGAAAUUAAGACAAAUCUUUUGGCUUUGUUUCAUGCAAGUCUUGCACAAGAAACAAAGGGUGACAAGGACAAAAGAGAACAGCUAGCCACAAUACCAUUUCUUCUACACAUUGCAUCUCUGUCUCCUGAGCUGCUCAAGGGAACUUUAACUGACUUUGUGGAAGUCUUAUCUCCUGGUGUACUAGUACAACUCUAUGACCAGUCAAUUCUCAGGUCAACUGUUUAUCAUAAGCAGUCAAGCUUAAUCCCAGCACUUGUGGAUAUUAUAACCAACAUAGAAACAGGAGCUUACACUAUAUUCUGUUUUAUACUGGAUAACUGUACCCCUCAAGAAGACCAAGAUAAGAUGGACAUACCUACUGCCAAUCUUGAAGUUCAAAAAGCAUGUUCCUAUGUAAUGGAAGGUUUAUUGAUGAAGCUACAGGAUGUGAUCAGCCAGAGACAUAAACUKUUUACUCAAAAAGCWGCCAUUGCACCACUUGUCUCCACYUCUACAGAGAGUGCAUUUUUACUGGAGAUGUCUUCAUAUGCUGUUCAACUUACUAAACUAUUGCUCCAAGCCCAGGGCAAAAGGCUUGGAUGGAUUUUCCGUAUGCUGGUUCUUGUUUGUGUCCACAGUGGAGAAACCACAGCAAUACAGAUUUUGAAUUUCAUCUUARCCCAUAGUAAAACCAAUGAAUCUUUGAAUCUUUUUGUACAAAUGCAAUGUGAAGUAGAGUUUUAUUAUCCCCAUGUGUUGCAAGAAACUACUAAGAAAUGCUUSAUGUCAGUGAACUGUUCCAGUGCAACUGCCAAGCCUUUGAUGGUGAAGAAUAUUCUUGACAAUAUACAUCAGCUUAUCUUAGCAGAGAAAAAUGGAGUAUUCCAAGCUCCAAGGUGUCAAAUCACAGAUAUGCUACUAGUACACACUGCAAACCUAAUCCCUCUCCUUAGCCACUCCAACAAUCCCGUAGCGUCCAAAACACUGUCACUGUUACUAGCAUAUGAACAGGACAUCUUCCCUACAGUAUCGUUGAAAAACAACAUUUGCAGAAAUGUUACUUCAUUUCUGUUCAAACAGCUCAGAGAAUUGGUGGAAGUAGAAACAUGUUCUUCAGAUAUAAUGGAAAGAAUCAAACUUUGCACAAAGAUGCUAACAAGAUUAUCAAAAGAUGAAGACUGUAGAUUGUUACUGAUAAGAAUUCUAGUUGAAAGUACUCUUGAAAAGGAGAAUAUCCAGUUGUUGGGUGCAAAGCCACAAGAAAAAGACAAAAGCAAAAUWCAGCAAAGUAAUCAAGCCUCGCURCUYGAGUACAACCAGAAUCCCCAUAUUUCCUCACGACUAGCGCUCAGUCCCUCAUCACUGUUUUUUACUGGGGUGAUUGGGAACAAGAACAGAAAUGGAAUUCCUAAAAAACAAGAUGACAAACCAAGUCAGGCAUGGUUACCAAGCAGUCAGGUCUACAUGGAUACGUUGGUAACCCUKUGUAGGAGUGACACUGCUGAAGAAAGUCAUAUUAUAACAUCAAACACAGAUCAAGUGGCUUUGCUUCUGAUGGAAAUGGUUUGUCCUGAGAUGGUGCUGUAUACUGGAGAAUGGCCAGAUGAAGAAACACUUAAGUUCAAUGUUGAAAGGGAUCUUAGAAUACGAAACACGUUUGACAGGAACCCAGUCUUAUGGUGGCUACUCCUGCUUGUGUCUCAAGGAGCGUCAUCGUUGUGUAAAUGUGCUCCAUUGUUGUCGAGCUUACUUGCUACCGUGAUGUCCAGCUGGGAAGUAUGUCGUGACAAAAUGGUAACGCAAUCUUCAGAACUCUUCCGUGACACGCAGUACAUUAUGCAAGUGAUGGUGGAGAGUGACUGGCUGCCCGCGCCUCUGUCACGCAUUGGUGGCGUUCUUCAUCUUUUAUCCCCCAAAGAAAUAUUCGCAGUUAUCAAUACGAUGUGGAAAGUACUGAAGGAAUGCCCGCCACAGGUGAACCCUCARAAUGACGAGCUGCGGUGGAAGCAAGGUUCAGUUAUCGUUCAAAAAGAAGUCAUCAAAGCUAUAUUCAUCAACAAUAUCUCCACGCUGGGACAGCAUUAUGCUCGAGUAUUUCAAAACUCGUGAAAUAUCGUUACGAAAGUCUCACGAUUGCAUCGUCGUUCC
Exaiptasia diaphana is the source of this 2926-nucleotide messenger RNA. Its product is annotated as integrator complex subunit 5. Gene Ontology annotation, biological process: snRNA 3'-end processing. Bases 29 to 2887 code for a protein of 952 amino acids. Lineage: Eukaryota; Metazoa; Cnidaria; Anthozoa; Actiniaria; Aiptasiidae. The record is from RefSeq and is a predicted model, not a curated record. The transcript is spliced from 22 exons. Gene Ontology annotation, cellular component: integrator complex.